AUGAUACCCUGUUUUGAACAAUGGCUAAAUUGGCUUUUGUGGCAUUUCCUAUCAAAUAACACUUUUCAUUAUUAUAAGCGUAAGUAUGUAACUACUACUACUACUACUACUACUACUACUACUACUACUACUACUACUACUACUACUACUACUACUACUACUACUACUACUACUACUAGUACUACUACUGCUACUACUACUACUAGUACUACUACUGCUACUACUACUACUACUACUACUACUACUGUUACUACUGUUACUACUACUACUACUACUACUACUACUACUACUACUACUGUUACUACGACUACUACUACUACUACUGUUACUACUACUACUACUGUUACUACUACUACUACUACUACUACUACUACUACUACUACUAUAAGUACCACUACUAUUACUAUUAUUAUUACAUCAUCUGUCGAACAAGAAACAAUAGAAAACAAUUCAACAACAUUAUUCAACUUAAUAAUCAUCAUCCAUAAUCUAAGUAACAAUAACCAACACUUUCCCAACUAUUUAAUGAAUUACAUUCAAUAUCAAUGUCAAUUUUGUUUUAACGCAUUUAAUGUAUCAUUGUUUGUUUUUUAA
Messenger RNA from Schistosoma rodhaini, 594 nucleotides. Lineage: Eukaryota; Metazoa; Platyhelminthes; Trematoda; Strigeidida; Schistosomatidae. The record is from the annotation of a GenBank genome assembly.